Messenger RNA from Cyprinodon variegatus (sheepshead minnow), 1412 nucleotides. RefSeq names its product nucleoside-triphosphatase, cancer-related (gene ntpcr). NCBI's taxonomy places the organism in Eukaryota, Metazoa, Chordata, Actinopteri, Cyprinodontiformes, Cyprinodontidae. The record is from RefSeq and is a predicted model, not a curated record. Bases 47 to 643 code for a protein of 198 amino acids. Gene Ontology annotation, molecular function: ATP hydrolysis activity. The transcript is spliced from 5 exons.
UACGGAAGUGCGUCUGUAGCCGCUGUCCUGUAGAUAGACAGCUGGGAUGUUCAAACACGUGUUUCUGACCGGACCUCCAGGUGUUGGGAAAACCACUCUGGUCCAAAAAGUCUGUGAAGCUUUAGUGUCAUCAGGAGUGGGAGUAGAAGGAUUUUACACAGAAGAGGUCAGGGAAGGAGGCAGAAGGGUCGGCUUUGAUGUUGUCACACUUGCAGGAGAGAGGGGCCACCUGUCCAGAAUCAGAGAAGGUCCUGGAACCUCUCACGGCAGACGGGAAUACAUGGUGGGACAGUAUGUGGUUGACUUGCCUUCAUUUGAAAACCUGGCCCUUCCCCUCUUCAGACAUGCAGGAACAGCAGGUGGAGGCAGCAGGAAGGUGUUCAUCAUCGAUGAGAUCGGCAAAAUGGAGCUUUUCAGUCAGUCCUUCAUCAGAGCGGUGAGGCAGACUUUAGACAGCUCAUCUUGCACCAUCCUGGGCACCAUCCCAGUUCCCAAAGGGAAACCGCUCGGUCUGGUCGAGGAGGUCCGAAGCAGACCAGAUGUCAAGGUUUUCACUGUGUCAAAGGAGAACAGAAAUGCUCUUCUAGAAGAUAUUUUAGCGACGCUGCGAGAGUGUUUUAAACGCAGCAGCCAGAGCCAGUGAAGGAAAAUCCCCUGCAGUUCGGUCGUGUUUUUGCUGACAUCAAUAUCCUUUUGUGUCCGUGCAUAUAUGCUUCACACAAGUGAACCUCUUCAAGGUUAAAAACGGUGGUGUGACCUACAUGAGAGGAAACCAGAGCUGCUGGUAGGGUUGUUUUGUCACAUGUAUAUAUGCACGAUGUACAGAAUAUCUUUCUCUUACCACCCCAGAAAAUAUCACAUGCUUAAUAAUUGAUUGUGAAAAAGAACACCAUAGGACAGUUAGAUUCUUUAUGUUUCUUAACAGUUUAGUUGUACUUUCUUUAAAUGAUUACAGUUGAUGUUUUCUUUCAAUAAAGCCGAACACAAAGCAGUGACCCUGGUGAUUGUAUUAAUUCUUCCCUACCCAGGCCUCCCUCAUGUUUAUCUUUUCAGCCUCAGCCUUUGCUCACAGAAAAUCAAUGCAUAUUUAAUUGCACCACUAUUUGCUCUCUUUUCUUAGGGUUUAUUCACCUGCUACCACAAACAAAUAGCAUAGAUAUGAAGUACCUUGCAAAUGUAUUCAAACCUCUUUUUCUCAGUUUUUUCUCUAAUUUUCUCACUAUUUAAACUUAUUUUACUGGAAAAAGUUGCACAAUAUGCAGAAUCAAGAUCAUCAUCCCGGUUUUUAUGUGUGCUGAAUGGGAGUCCCAGACGACUGCUUUCAUGCAAUAUUUUGAACGAUGUCUAUGGCAAGUGCGAUGCAUUAAAUUCUGCAGCCCAGUUUCCUUUCAGUCUUGUUUGAUAAACUUUGA